AUGUCGAAAGUGCUUAACACUGACACAGAAAGUGUCGUUGCCAUGGCUGUCUUCCUGGCAGCUGCUCUUGCCCGCCCCGACCAAGAUCCAGGCUACGAUUAUUCAGCCCCUUCAUCUCCUGCAAAAUACAACGUCAACUACGCCGUCAAAGAUGAUUAUUCUAACAACGACUUCGGUCACCAGGAGGCUCGAGACGGCUAUGAUACGCAAGGAUCUUACUACGUCCUGCUUCCCGACGGUCGUCUGCAGAAGGUCACUUACUACGUCAACGGCGAUUCUGGCUUCGUGGCCGAGGUCAGCUACGAGGGAGAGGCCCAGUACCAUGCUGAACAGCCUUCCUACAAGCCAACGCCUUCGUAUGCCUAA
This is a messenger RNA of Penaeus vannamei (Pacific white shrimp), 366 nucleotides long. NCBI's taxonomy places the organism in Eukaryota, Metazoa, Arthropoda, Malacostraca, Decapoda, Penaeidae. The record is from RefSeq and is a predicted model, not a curated record.